AUGGCCUUGCAGACUGCUCAACCCCGCCUGGGGUCCUGUGGGUCUCCCACCCAUGGCAGCCUCUUGCUCCUUCUCAGCUUCGGGUGGGUGCUACCUUCCAGGGCCCAGGCUGCAGACACGGAACUGGGGGUCAUGACCCCAUGGCUGCAACGGGACCUGUCCUGGCAGCAGCCUGAGGUGACCGUCAUCCUUCCGAGGACCCAGCGGGGCACAGAGAAGAAGGCCUGCCCCCUGGGGCGGAAGGCCCAAGUGGUGGACGAAAACCUUGUCUUCUACGAGGAGUGGGAGCUGGAGGCUUGUGUGGAUGGAGCCCUGCUGGCCGCUCAGAUGGACCAGGUGAACCUGGUGCCCUUCACCUACCAGCAGCUGCACAUUUUCAAGCGCAAAUUGGAUGAGGUAGUUCAGGACUCCCUCUACCCACAGGGGUACCCUGAGUCCCUGAUCCAGCACCUGAGGUACUUCCUUUGGGUGAACCCCGAGGACAUCCACAAGUGGAAUGUGACUUCCCUGGAGACCGUGAAAUCUCUGCUCAAAGUCAGCAAAGGGCAUGGGAUGGAUGCUCAGGUGGCCGCCCUCAUUGCCCGCUAUGUAGGGGGAGGGGGCCAGCUGGACAAGGCCACACUGGACACCCUGGCCACCUUCCCCGCUACCUACCUGUGCCUCCUCAGCCCUGAGCAGCUGGGCUUCAUGCAGCUCAACGUUGUUUGGGCGACCAGGCCCCAGGACCUGGACACAUGCAGCCCACGGCAGAUGGCUGUCCUCUACCCCAAGGCCCGCAUCACCUUCCAGAACAUGAGCGGGUCUGAAUACUUCACGAGGAUCAAGCCCUACCUGGGUGGGGCCCCCACGGAGGACCUGCGGGCUCUCAGUCAGCAGAACAUAAACAUGGAUGUGGCCACAUUCAAGAAGCUGCGGAGAGAGGCUGUGCUGCCGCUGACCAUUGCUGAGGUGCAGAAACUUCUGGGUGCAAACCGGGUGGGCCUGAAGGCUGAGGAGGGGAACAGCCCGCUGCGGGACUGGAUCUCCCGGCAGUCGCAGGAGGACCUGGACAGUCUGGGGCUGGGGCUCCACGGCGGCACCCCCAACGGCUACCUGGUCCUGGACUUCAACGUCCGAGAGGCCUCCUCGGGAGGCCCUCACCUCCUCAGACUAGGACCUGGACCUGUGCUCACUGUGACCCCAAGUCUGCUCCUGGCCUUGAUCCUGAACUGA
Molecule: messenger RNA, 1212 nt
Organism: Balaenoptera musculus (blue whale)
Lineage: Eukaryota; Metazoa; Chordata; Mammalia; Artiodactyla; Balaenopteridae
Gene: MSLN
Product: mesothelin
Exons: 10
Coding region: 1-1212 (403 amino acids)
Biological process (GO): cell-matrix adhesion
Cellular component (GO): cell surface
Source: RefSeq, a predicted model, not a curated record